AGAAGGCAUCAUGGUUCAAUUAGUGCUGUCAUGCAGCAUCAAACCUCCUCUAAUAUCACCAUCACGUUCUCGGCUUAUGACCACGCUCAAGAAGCCUUAUGCUCUGUCUUUUUCCCCGUCGUCGAGAGGCAAUCGUGUGAAGGUGUUUGCAACGGCGUCUCGUAGAGUGAAGCUGAUUAAUACGGAGGGAGAGGGGCGGGAGAUCGAAGUAGUCGAAGAUAGUUGCAUACUUGAAUCGGCGGAGAACGCGGGAAUGGAACUGCCGUACUCUUGUAGGUCAGGGACUUGUGGGACUUGUUGCGGGAAGAUAGUGUCUGGAAAAGUGGAUCAGUCGCUAGGUUCUUUCAUUGACGAAGAGCAGAUUCAGAAGGGUUACGUCCUCACUUGCGUCGCACAACCAUUAGAGGACUGUGUCGUCUACACACACAAGUAG
Messenger RNA from Raphanus sativus (radish), 433 nucleotides. RefSeq names its product probable ferredoxin-4, chloroplastic. The coding region runs from base 11 to 433 and encodes 140 amino acids. The transcript has a single exon. The record is from RefSeq and is a predicted model, not a curated record. Gene Ontology annotation, molecular function: electron transfer activity; 2 iron, 2 sulfur cluster binding. Lineage: Eukaryota; Viridiplantae; Streptophyta; Magnoliopsida; Brassicales; Brassicaceae. Gene Ontology annotation, biological process: electron transport chain. Gene Ontology annotation, cellular component: plastid.